Messenger RNA from Heterobilharzia americana, 1455 nucleotides. The record is from the annotation of a GenBank genome assembly. Lineage: Eukaryota; Metazoa; Platyhelminthes; Trematoda; Strigeidida; Schistosomatidae.
AUGUUGGUCGCCACCUAUGCUACUACUACUACUACUACUACUACUACUACUACUACUACUACUACUACUACUACUACUACUACUACUACUACUACUACUACUACUACUACUACUACUACUACUACUACUACUACUACUACUACUACUACUACUACUACUACUACUACUACUACUACUACUACUACUACUACUACUACUACUACUACUACUACUACUACUACUACUACUACUACUACUACUACUACUACUACUACUACUACUACUACUACUACUACUACUACUACUACUACUACUACUACUACUACUACUACUACUACUACUACUACUACUACUACUACUACUACUACUACUACUACUACUACUACUACUACUACUACUACUACUACUACUACUACUACUACUACUACUACUACUACUACUACUACUACUACUACUACUACUACUACUACUACUACUACUACUACUACUACUACUACUACUACUACUACUACUACUACUACUACUACUACUACUACUACUACUACUACUACUACUACUACUACUACUACUACUACUACUACUACUACUACUACUACUACUACUACUACUACUACUACUACUACUACUACUACUACUACUACUACUACUACUACUACUACUACUACUACUACUACUACUACUACUACUACUACUACUACUACUACUACUACUACUACUACUACUACUACUACUACUACUACUACUACUACUACUACUACUACUACUACUACUACUACUACUACUACUACUACUACUACUACUACUACUACUACUACUACUACUACUACUACUACUACUACUACUACUACUACUACUACUACUACUACUACUACUACUACUACUACUACUACUACUACUACUACUACUACUACUACUACUACUACUACUACUACUACUACUACUACUACUACUACUACUACUACUACUACUACUACUACUACUACUACUACUACUACUACUACUACUACUACUACUACUACUACUACUACUACUACUACUACUACUACUACUACUACUACUACUACUACUACUACUACUACUACUACUACUACUACUACUACUACUACUACUACUACUACUACUACUACUACUACUACUACUACUACUACUACUACUACUACUACUACUACUACUACUACUACUACUACUACUACUACUACUACUACUACUACUACUACUACUACUACUACUACUACUACUACUACUACUACUACUACUACUACUACUACUACUACUACUACUACUACUACUACUACUACUACUACUACUACUACUACUACUACUACUACUACUACUACUACUACUACUACUACUACUACUACUACUACUACUACUACUACUACUACUACUACUACUACUACUACUACUACUACUACUACUACUACUACUACUACUACUACUACUACUACUACUACUACUACUUCUCUUUGUUUGUAA